Molecule: messenger RNA, 2478 nt
Organism: Cynara cardunculus var. scolymus (artichoke)
Lineage: Eukaryota; Viridiplantae; Streptophyta; Magnoliopsida; Asterales; Asteraceae
Product: phosphatidylinositol 4-kinase gamma 1-like
Exons: 2
Coding region: 463-2046 (527 amino acids)
Source: RefSeq, a predicted model, not a curated record
UUGUCUCAUCCUCCCUUCCAACCACUUUGUUUUUGUAUUGCACAAAGACCAAGUGAUCUUCGUUUUUCAAUUGGAAAUGGAGGACUAGAUCAUCAUUCUUUACAUCGCUUUCAUUGACAUGCAAAUAUUUCCUCUUGCAGUUAAUUGUGGCAAUCUUUUAGAGGAGGAGCGAGGGGAUUAACGAUGGUAAGAUCCGUCAAUGUUUGUUCUUUUUCAAUUUCCCAUCUAACCUAAUUGCUAAUCAUAUAUAUAUGUAUACAUAUGUCGCUUUUCAUUUCAUAGGUGGUCGGAGAUUAGCAACCUGGAUCUUGCAGUUGACAUAUGCGAUCAUCUAGUAUAUGCCAAUGCCAAACAUGUGAUGGCUAAUCUCCUAGGGGAAGACGAACCCUCUGAAGAAUUUUCUUAGAACCCGCUCUUUAGCAUGUGUUGCAGCCAUUCUUACCUGCAUGACAUAACACCAGGAUGGCUGUAGUUGUUAAUCAUCCUCAUGGAUUUAAGCCACUUGCCCGACCCCCAAGAUGCAGACUCCAAUCUUACUCUCACUUCGAUCCAACCAUGCUCGAUUUCACCCAUAAUUCCCAUACAUCUGAUGUUACCACUAAUUUUCACAGAAGCUAUUCCACCCCAUGUCUUUCCUUGGCCAAUAAAGCCAAGGAAGAGUUUGAAUCACCUAAACCGAGAAUUGAGAUCAUUAAUGGCYGUAAGGCCCCAAUGGUGCAUGCCCUUGUAGCCGAGGUUGCCAUUGCAUUAGCAUCUGGGGUCGAACCCAAGCCAGUGCCAAGUGGCCUUGGCGGUGCCUACUAUUUGCAAUCGAGGAAAGGCAAUACCAUUGCUGUUGUGAAGCCAGCCGAUGAAGAACCACUAGCAUUUAAUAAUCCUAAAGGGUUUGCGGGUCGGAUGCUAGGACAGCCCGGCAUGAAGCGGUCCAUCCGGGUAGGUGAAACAGGGCUCCGGGAAUUGGCUGCUUAUUUGCUUGACCAUGGGGGAUUUGCAGGUGUUCCUCCAUCAGCACUGGUCAAAAUUUGUCAUGUCACAUUCAACGUAAACGACAAGGGAUUGGCUUCAUCCCCACCGUUCAAAAUCACAUCAAUACAACGAUAUGUAGAACACGAAACAGAUGCAGGAGAUUUGGGCCCCUCUGGCUUCUCUGUUGGUUCAGUUCAUCGUAUUGGCAUACUUGACAUUAGGCUCCUUAAUCUCGACAGGCAUGCAGGGAACAUGCUUGUGAAGAAUUUUCACGGGAGCUAUGCUGCUGGGGUGGCUGACCUCGUCCCAAUUGACCACGGGUUUUGUUUGCCAGAGUCAUUAGACGAUCCAUAUUUUGAAUGGCUACAUUGGCCCCAAGCCUCGAUGCCCUUCUCUGAUACAGAAGCGGAGUAUAUUUCAAAUCUUGAUCCAYUGAAAGAUGCAAAACUUCUAAGAAGUGAACUUCCUCUUAUUAGGGAGUGCUCUGUACGUGUUUUCGUACUUUGUACCAUUUUCUUGAAGAGGGCGGCUGCUGCUGGACUUUCUCUUGCGGAUAUAGGUGAAAUGAUGACAAGGGAGUUCAUCGGAGGUGAAGAAUGUUGGAGUAUUUUGGAGAAUAUCUGUGUAAACGCAAAGGCUAACUUGGAUGCGGACAUAAUAACUGACGGAAGUGAUGAAGUCAAAGAAGACGAUGAAAUGUUUGCAUUUGAUGAAGAGGGUUUGAACCUGAAGAAGGAUGUUUCAAGACAUCCAACAAGUGGUAAACCACCAAAAAUGAUGAAAUUUUCAUCKGAAGGAGCAAGGAGUCAGUUAAGUGAUGCACAAUUGGCGAGAUUAGUACAAGAAUGUGAUAUUAAAGAUGGUUGUGGUCCAACUGGGAUACCAAUACUAAGAAGCGUGAGUUUUGCAGCUCACAACAACAAUCAUGAUACCGGGGUGUGUGUUUCAUUCGAGGAAAUGAAGGAAGACGAAUGGUCAUCGUUCUUGGAGCAUUUUGAGGAGCUUUUGCCAGAGGCUUUUGAGGAGAAAAAGAGCAUGAGCUUGUUCAAACAGAGGUUAGGAAAUUCUUGUGAAUUCUGAAGAGAACGUUGAUUUCGUGAAACAAAAACAGGUACUAAGCUGAUUUCGCUGUAUGUAUACUCCAAGUAACUGUAUAUUAUACAUACCCAACAACACUACUACUGGUGUAGAUAAUUAAUUUGUAUGUCGGAAAAGGGAAGGGCUAAUCUGCCUGCCAUCCUUUCCAUCUACCCUUAGGUUGCAUUCCCUUCUUUCUUUUGUGUUAUUUUAACUAUGUAUAGAAGCAAGCAUAUAGGCCGUGCGAGCCUUGUAGCAACUCCUAAGGAAACCGAGUCUUGGAAGCCAUCUUUUUGUAUGUUGCAAAAAGAGGAGUUCGGUGCAUGGGUCGCCUAUAGGUAUGUUUUUUCCCCUCAAUUUUAUUAAUUUAUGGUAAGGAGUCGAGUAAUAUUAUUAACUUUUGUUUGUAAAUUGGAAGGUGGAUUCACCUAAAAU